This is a messenger RNA of Siniperca chuatsi (mandarin fish), 1953 nucleotides long. RefSeq names its product nudix (nucleoside diphosphate linked moiety X)-type motif 5 (gene nudt5). The record is from RefSeq and is a predicted model, not a curated record. Gene Ontology annotation, biological process: nucleoside phosphate metabolic process; ribose phosphate metabolic process. The transcript has 10 exons. Bases 114 to 770 code for a protein of 218 amino acids. Gene Ontology annotation, molecular function: ADP-ribose diphosphatase activity. Gene Ontology annotation, cellular component: nucleus. Lineage: Eukaryota; Metazoa; Chordata; Actinopteri; Centrarchiformes; Sinipercidae.
CGGUGACGUUUUGCGGUACCCGGAAGUAGUGGCAGAGUGACUCCUCCCUACUUCUAUACCAUCUUUACUACUACUUACACACGGUUGGGAUUUCACUUGUCCAGAUAUUGAAAAUGAGCAACUCUGAAGAACCGAAAGUGAUUACUGCUCCACACAUAGUGAAAGAAGAGCUCAUUACAGCAGGAAAGUGGGCGAAGCUGGAGAAGACGACAUACGUGGACCCUGCUGGAAACACCAGAACCUGGGAGACCGUGAAAAGGACAACGAGACGAACCAACACAGAAGCGGACGGUGUUGGAAUCAUCGCCCUGCUGAAACGGACGCUCCAUAAAGACUGCGUAGUGAUGGUGAAGCAGUUUCGUCCUCCUAUGGGAUGCUGCACUCUGGAGUUUCCUGCAGGGUUGAUUGACGAGGGGGAAAGUGCGGAGGCCGCUGCGCUGAGGGAGCUAAAAGAAGAAACCGGCUACAAAGGGGAAGUAGUAGGAAUCACUCCAGUGACCUGUCUGGACCCCGGACUGUCUAACUGCACAACCCAGAUGGUCAUGGUCAACAUCAAUGGAGACGAAAUGGAGAAUAUCAACCCAACGCAACAGCUCGGUGACGGAGAAUUUGUUGAAGUCGUUCUUUUGCCACUUGACGAAUUCCAGACGAAAAUAGAUGAUCUGCUGAAGAAAGAAAAAAUCGUGGUGGACGCUAAAGUGUACAUCUUUGCCAUGGGGAUGGUUCAGGCCUUCUUUAAGCCGAGGGAGCUCCCUCUCCUGAAGCAGUGAAGCAAAAUGUCCAGGAUGAGAAUGAGUGGAAGAAAGAGUCUUUUCUGUUACAUAGGGCUCCUACACAGGACUGGAAAAUUAGUCAUGAAAAGGAAAUAGAGGACGUACAAAUUGUAAUAAGGAAUUGUAUGAAAAGUUGCAAUUUUAGACUCCAUGUAACCUCGUAUUUUAAUAUUUGUUUCUAUGAAGUGUAAUGACCACCCAUAGAGCAAUAUGGCAGUUAGAAGACACAAUACAACUGUGUGCAAAUCAUACUAAACACAAAAAUCUUGAAAUCAAAUUAUGAGCUCAAAGUCUUGAAAAGGCCUUUGUUCCAGAAACUGAACCUAUGAAGGAGCCCUGUUUACACUACAUGUACUGGACCACUUUUUGUCCUCAGUACGGAGGUACUACCACACACCUCAAGGCCUGAAACACACUCUGGUGGCCAGUUCUUUGUACACUUAACUCAGAAUAUGUUUCACGCUGUAGUCUUGUAUGCCUUAAGUGGCAAAUAGUCAUUCCCAGGUUUUUAUGAGAUUACGAGUAGUGUGACAAGAUGCAGUUUGUUUGUAAUUUUUAUUUAGUGAUUGUAAGACAUUCCUUUACAUGUGCUAGCAUACUGUUUUGCUGACUUAAUGGGAGCAAACAAUCAACCUUUAAACACUUUUCCUAUGAAAAACUGGCUAUUGGUGAAGUACGUUGCAGUUCUUGCUUCAUUCAGUUUAUUGUAUUCUUCUGUUUCUCUUGGAAAACGUCAGCGGUCACAGAUUUUGGUGUCAGUCCGUCGGAAUUAUUGCACCAACAUUUAACAUCAUACAGAGAUCAGUCAAUCCACAGAACCCGAAAGCAACGGACAGCUGAAUUGUGCAAGCUCACAUCCUCCUUCUGGACUUUGUCUAAAGGCAUCCUGUGAAAAGAAGAAAUUCACUCACUAACUUAAGAGGAAGUAGAGGAGCCAUUAGUCACAAAAUAACUCAAGCAUUGUGGUAAUAGUUACAUACAGUAUUUGAUUGGUUUAUUAACAACAGUAUUAACACUUUCUCUUGUACUGUAUUGAUAAAGAAAAUAACAGAUUAAUAGGAAACAAUUCAUGCUGCGUCCCAGCUUUGUUAUAGUGCAGUUAACUGGACAUUGAUGCUGUACUUCAUAGCAACUAGAGAGUACUGACCAGUGAAUAAAUGUGAUACUACCUUUGCUCUAA